CUUAUAUUAUGGUGAUGAAGUGGGCAAAUGAUGGUAAUUUACUUAAUUAUAUUGAAAAUAAAGCCCGUGAUGAAAAAUUCACUUGGUACAGACGUUUGGAAAUAUUAGAAGAAUUAUCAAGUGCUCUUUGCAUAAUUCAUGAUAAAAAAUUGAUUCAUAAGGAUCUUCAUUGUGGUAAUAUUUUGAUGGAUGAUAAAGAUAAAUUUCAAUUUCCAGCUAUAAGUGAUCUGGGAUUAUGUGGAGUUUCUAGUAAAACUUCUGAAAUUCCAGUAGGCGUAAUUUCUUUUAUUGCUCCCGAACAUCUGAAUGGAAG
This is a messenger RNA of Rhizophagus irregularis DAOM 181602=DAOM 197198, 313 nucleotides long. NCBI's taxonomy places the organism in Eukaryota, Fungi, Glomeromycota, Glomeromycetes, Glomerales, Glomeraceae. The record is from RefSeq and is a predicted model, not a curated record.